Messenger RNA from Rotaria sp. Silwood2, 678 nucleotides. The record is from the annotation of a GenBank genome assembly. NCBI's taxonomy places the organism in Eukaryota, Metazoa, Rotifera, Eurotatoria, Philodinida, Philodinidae.
AUGGUACAACAACCACAAAUACCACCACAACUACCACAGCCACCAGUACCACCAUCACAAUCAUUACUUGCGAGAUUGCUAACUCUUCGUUUUGUAAUUAUUCUGAUCGGUGCAUAUACGGUUGUAAUUAUUUGUACGUCAUCAUGGAUUAAUAUAAAAAUUUUUGGUGAUGAUGGUGAUAAAAUAAAUUUAAAUGAAAUUAUUGAUCAUAGUCGAGUUGAUCAAAAUGAACUUGAACUACGACUUCGUUACAUGGAACGAAGAAUCAGUUAUUUAAAUAAAAAACCUGAUGUUGAUGUUGGUAUUGAUGGUCAAUAUUCAGUAUUUAUUGAUCAAUGUUAUUUUUAUGAAGAACCAAAAUAUAUAUAUUGUUUAUGUAUGUUUAAAGAUGCUAAACAAAUGUCAAUUGUUGGUGAUACUGCAAUAAUAAUUGGAUAUUGGAAUUCAUGGGCUGGACCAGCAAAUAAUAAAUAUUUAAAAAUGAAAUAUUCGAAUGGUGAUACAUGUUGGAAUGGUCCAGCCCGAUCAUUAAUAGUUACAUUUGAAUGUGGAAUUGAAAAUCAAAUUGUUAAUGUACAAGAGCCAAAUCGAUGUCAAUAUACAAUAACAUUCAAAACACCAUUACUAUGUGCUAAAGCUAUUACUGAAGAAUUACUUGAUAAACAUGAAGAACUUUAA